AUGCUUGAAGGCAUGACUUCGAUCCGAGUUCGGUAUAAUUGUCACUAAAGUAAUACGAGAUUUGUUGAUUUACGGGGUAUAAUUUUGGGAAUACGUUUUCGGUGUGCGCGAAAUGUUCGCCGCAGACGUGUUUUGGCUGCAAUGGAUAGGCGGUUUCGCAGCGAUGACUACGCUAUUUUUGAGCGGACUAUGGGCUGGCUGGACCUCACCGUACCUGGCUCAAUUUGCGUCCGGAAAUUCCCCAUUUCCCGUGACCACGAAUGAUAUUUCCUGGAUAGCGUCGAUCAGCACCCUGGGCGAAAUAUCAGGUGCAAUCCUCGGUGCAAUUUGCAUCGAAUACUUCGGCAACAGAAGAACAAUCAUCGGAAACGGUUUCACUAUACUUCUCUCGUGGAUCCUCGUCAUCGCGGCGAACUCCGCAAGCUGGAUUUACGUGGCUAAAUUCAUCAGCGGGGCGACUGGCGAAAUUUCGUACAUGAGCACCUCGCUUUACCUCGGAGACAUUAGUAGCCCGAACAUUCGAGGUGCCAUGGUGACUAUGGCAUCCACCGGAGUGGUCCUGGGUAUAGUGGCGGCAAACGCGAUGGGUCCUUACAUUUCGAUGAGGGUUUUCGCCUGUAUAGCCCUCGUUCCAAACAUAUACUUCAUCGCUAUAUUCUUGUGGUUACCUGAAUCGCCGUAUUAUCUGGUGAGCAGGGGCAGAUUGGACGAUGCCAAAAACUCGAUUCUGAGGUACAACCCAAAGGCAGAUGUCCACCUCGAGGUGGAGUCCAUCAAGAACUUUGUCACCAUUGAGAAAUCAGUGUCGUUCGUCGAUCGAGUCCGAGAAUUCAACUUCUCCCGAAACAGAAAUAAUGGACUCAUAUUGAUGGCGCUGAUCAUGUUCUCAAAAUGCAGCGGUUUGGUUCCCUUGUCCGCUUACAUGGAAAUUAUUAUGACCAGAGGAUCGGUAACUGCGAUUUCACCUUCCACGGUUCCCGUCAUAGUAAACAGUGUUGGACUCAUAGCAGGGUGGACCGCGAUGUACUUCGUAGAAAAAUCUGGUCGAAGAACAAUGUGGGCAGUCUCGAGUGCUGGUAUUUGCGUUUCCAUGACCUCUCUUGGAACACACUUUUACUUUCUCAGCAUUGGACACGAUCCGGCCACGUUGCAAUGGCUACCGAUAUUAUCUGUGGUGUUGUUCAAAAUCUGGUUCAACCUAGGCGUCAGCUACAUUCCCAACAUCAUGGUCAGUGAGGUUUUUGCAUCAAAUAUACGGACUCUGGCCGCUUGUCUUUCAUCUGUGUCGUCGGGUGUUUUUUCAUUCAUUGGAAUAUACGGUUACCAAUGGCUGCUCGAGUUGAUACAUGAAAGUUACGUCUACUGGAUUCACGCUGUGUUUAUGGUGAUAUCUUCAAUAUUUGGUUGGUUCCUAGUGUCGGAAACGAAAGGAAAGACUUUGAUGGAAAUACAAAAUGACGUGAUAUAAGACGAACUUAUGUGCCACUGAAAAAAUAUAAUAUAUUCAUAAAAAAUACAACGGGGGAAAUAAAAUGCCAGGAAUUAAGUGAAAAACAAUGAAACAUAUAUCCAUAAUGGAACUUCAAGGUGCAUAUGAUAAUAUUACCAGCAUAUUGUAAACAUUAUGCAACUCACGUUUUUACGGGAAAGUGUAUAGUAUCGAUAUUAAAAUUUGGAAAUUCAAAAUCAUUCGAUAUACCUCGUGAUUACAGUGGUAUCCUUUUGCUUGAGCGGCAGAAAUCAAGUGAUGGAGGAUUGAAAAUUUGAAUUUCUCAUUGUAUUAAAAAGAAGUGAGGAGGCAGAAUUUUGAAGAUUUUAAUGUUUCUCGGUGAUAAAAAUAUAGUGGAAGAUGUGGUUUCGUUAUUGGUAUACUCGUAAACAUAUCUCAGUUCGAAUUUGAAUAUCUAUUUUGGUAUUGUGGUCUCCAGUUGCCAGACUUGUCGAUUGGUCUGCACGAAACAAUACGUUAUGUGUAUUUUGCAUGGAUGAUAGACGGGUCUGUUAUCAAUAAGCUGAAGACUUGAAUGCAUGACCCUAGCACGGAUACGCCAUGAAUACGAUUGAGACAGUGAGGAGCUUUGAGGAAUACAGUUUUAAUUAGAUGAUGUGAUUAACAGUCUUGUUAAAUUAAAAGUUCGGACUCAUGUUGGAUUAAUGUGAGAAACUUAAGGAAAUCGGGUCGCAUUUUUUCUUUUCCCUGAAAAAAAAAACAUAAUCACGGUUUAUACAGUUAACUGUACUUCAUUUGUUUUUUAAUAUAGAGCAUUCUCUGUCAGUUCGGGGUUUUUCUUCGGGACCCACUCAUUGUCAGAUGUCACUUAUAAAUGAUAGCAUUUUUAUACCAUUUGAAUGUAUUCUCUCUAUGAUCUUUCACACUUUUGAAUCAAUCCUUUUGGGAGAUUAAUUUUUUCUAAUAAUUUAUAUCACUUGAAUCGAGUAAGUCUAGCAGAAUAGUUAUAAGUGAAAAAAAUGUUGUUUUACACUUUCUCCAAAGUCUUAGUUUGGAAUCACAUCAGAUCAACCUUUAGCGUCACUCUGUGUUCACUUAUCGACGGUUCUAUGUGUAUACGGAUAGUGGUUUCACGCUCAGACUUUUGAGAAAAAUAAUUCAACGCCAAUAAAUAACCUAUGUCCACUAUUCCAAUUAUUCUGUAUAGGUUUUCACAUAAUGGUAUAGAUUAUAUAAUAUUUCGAACAAUCUCGAAGGUGUCCGUUCAAGUGAAAAA
Molecule: messenger RNA, 2726 nt
Organism: Neodiprion fabricii
Lineage: Eukaryota; Metazoa; Arthropoda; Insecta; Hymenoptera; Diprionidae
Product: facilitated trehalose transporter Tret1-like
Exons: 2
Coding region: 113-1468 (451 amino acids)
Biological process (GO): transmembrane transport
Cellular component (GO): membrane
Molecular function (GO): transmembrane transporter activity
Source: RefSeq, a predicted model, not a curated record